Molecule: messenger RNA, 3245 nt
Organism: Mytilus californianus (California mussel)
Lineage: Eukaryota; Metazoa; Mollusca; Bivalvia; Mytilida; Mytilidae
Product: peroxisomal bifunctional enzyme-like
Exons: 18
Coding region: 146-2299 (717 amino acids)
Biological process (GO): fatty acid beta-oxidation
Cellular component (GO): peroxisome
Molecular function (GO): (3S)-3-hydroxyacyl-CoA dehydrogenase (NAD+) activity; NAD+ binding
Source: RefSeq, a predicted model, not a curated record
AAAGUUUGUUAUUUUCGUGCCAAACGAAUCCAGUUUUUAAAGCAUUUUUUUUUUAUAUUGGUUCAUAAUGUAGGAUGUUUGUUAUCAGUGAAGUUUGUCUACCUGAAGUGACUGACAAAGUUUAACCUGUACAAUAAUUAGGAAGAUGGUGGAUUACUCAGUACAUGGACAGGUUGCUGUCUUAGAAGUGAACAACCCACCAGUCAAUGCAUUCAGUCAUAAUGUGAGAGUGGGAUUAGAUAGAUCUAUUGAUAAAGCUAUUCAAGACACAAAUGUAAAGGCUAUUGUAAUCUGUGGAAAAGGAAGAACCUUCCCAGCAGGAGCAGAUAUUCGUGAAUUUGAUCAACCUCAUAAAGAACCCUGGUUGACACUUGUUUUUGAAAAGUUAGAGAAAACAAGGAAACCUGUUGUUGCUGCUAUACAUGGGACAUGUUUGGGAGGAGGUUUAGAGUGUGCUUUGUUCUGCCAUUAUCGGAUUGCACAGAAAACUGCACGGGUAGGCUUCCCUGAGGUUCAGAUAGGUGUACUACCAGGUGCUGCAGGAACUCAGAGACUACCAAGGUUAACAGGUCUACGUGUUGCCAUGGAUAUGAUUACAUCUGGUCGACAUAUAUUUGCCCCAGAAGCUCUUAAGUAUGGUAUCAUUGAUGAGAUGUUUACUGGAGAUGUUAUAAAUGCUGGAAUAAAGUUUGCCAAGUCUGUGAUGAACAAACCUUUAGAGGACAGAUGCCUGAUGAACAAAAUUGUAAAGGAUGCUGACCAGGCAGAUCAAAUUGCUGAUGAAUUUAUGUCAUUGGUGAAGAGGAAAUACAAAGGAUUUGAAGCUCCCAUAGAUUGUGUAAAGGCAGUAAAGGCAUCAGCUACAUUACCAUACAGAGAGGGGCUAAAGACAGAAAGUAUGCUCAUGCAAAAACUCCUGCUAUCUGGACAGUCUGCUGCACAGAGAUAUGCUUUUUUCUCUGAAAGGGCUGUUUCAAGGUGGAAGAUGCCUGGAGGAAAUUCUCAGACAGCCAAACCACUACCUAUCAAAUCUACAGCAGUAAUAGGUGCAGGUACCAUGGGGACUGGUAUAGCUGUCUGUUUAUUGAAUGCAGGGUACCAGGUUUACUUAUUGGAACAAAAUCAAAAGUUUUUAGAAAAUGGUGUGAAGACAAUUCGAGGAAUAAUUGAAGGAAGUGUAAGAUUAGGGAAAACACCAAUGGCUGUAGCUCAGAAGGCAGCAACUUUACUGAAAGCUACAAUGAAAUACGAAGAUUUAGCAGAUGUUGAUUUGGUUAUUGAAGCUGUAUAUGAAAAUUUGAGUUUGAAAAGAGAAAUAUUUAAUAAGUUAGACAAGCUGUGCAAACCUACAACUCUGUUAUGCAGUAAUACAUCUAGUCUGGACAUAGAUAGGAUUGGAACUGCUACCAAACGAGGAGACAAAGUAGCAGGAAUGCAUUUCUUUGCCCCUGCUUAUUACAUGAGAUUAUUAGAGAAUAUAUAUAGUACUCAGACUUCACCUACUACUGCAGCUACUAUCAUGGAUGUUGGAAGGAAAAUUGGUAAAGUCUCGGUACUGGUCAAAUCUUGUCAAGGAUUCCUAGCCAAUAGGAUGAGAGGUCCCUUUGCUGUUGAGGCUUAUUUUCUGCUUGAAGAAGGUUCUACACCACAGGAAGUAGAUAGUGUUAUGGAAAAUUUAGGAAUGCCAAUGGGACCAUUUAAAACUGGGGAUCUCUCAGGACUUGAUAUUGGUUACAAGAUACAGACAGAGUUGGCAAAAUCAAAAGGUGUAGAAUUAACUGUGGAUUCUAAGUUUCUGAUGGGCGAGAGAAUUUCCACAUUGGCAAGGACAAUGUAUGAUAAAGGAAGGCUUGGAAGAAAAACAGGAAAAGGAUGGUAUAGGUAUGAGAAACCAGGAGGAAAGUUAGCUACCCCUGAUGAGGAAGUAAGGGAACUUAUAAAAGAUCACUGUAAGAAAGCUGGAAUACAAAGGCGAAAUAUAUCAACUCAGGAAAUUUUAGAAAGAUUAAUGUACUCCUGUAUCAAUGAAGGAUUUAAGAUAUUAGAAGAAGGUGUAGCUGCCACUCCUGAGGACAUUGAUAUUUCCUGGAUAUAUGGAUUUUCCUGGCCGAAGUAUUUAGGUGGACCAAUGUAUUAUGCCAACAGAAUAGGAUUAGACAAAAUUUACCAAAGAAUUUGUUAUUAUCAUGAAAAUUUUCCUUACAGUAGUCAUUGGAUACCAAGUAGAUUGUUACUAAAACUAAGUGAGAACAAGGUACCUAUGAGUCAGUGGUGUUCAGGAACGGACAGCAAAUUGUAAAAUAAUCAUCGAGAAACACUUGGCAAUAAACAGAAAUCUGACUUUAAACUGUUUGAUAUAUAAACAAAUAUUUAUUACUACAACACAAACAAAUAGUUAUUACUACAGCAUUCCAUAGAGUUACUUUAAGCCUAAUUGCAAAAAAGUUAUUUGUUUGUGCCACAACAAAUAAUAUAUCGAAAUCAGCAUUGUGUUCGUACUAAUUAGAUAAGUUAGAGAUAGUUGAUGUUUAUCAUAUACUGUUAAAUUAGGUAGGUAUUUCCAUACUAUGAAUGAUUGCAUUGUUACAUUUACAAGGAUAUGUUUUAUUUCAUUUUUUCAGUCAAAAUAAAAAUCAAUCAAUGAUACUCAAAAGUAUAUGAAAAGAAGACAUUCAUGCUCUGCCACUUCAAAAAAAAAUUAAAACUGUUUUUUUUUCUUUUCUUGAAGAACUUCUCAUUUUAAUUUCCUUUUGGAAGCAGUAUCUGUGUAACUAAUGUAAUAAUUACCCAGUUAUUAUUGGGAUACCAAUGUUAUUAAAACUGGAUCUGUCAUUUCUGUAAUUACUCUUACAGACCAAAUGACAAGGAAAAAUUGCAUAGGAUCAGCUUUAUACUGUCAUAUGACAUGUUUGUAUAUAAUUUAUGUCGUCCAUGUAAUAAAAAGGAGAAUGUUUUUUUAUUUAAAUAUUGUCAAAUUUGCCAUUUUUGAGACAUUUGAUUUUCAAGAUUUGGUAUAGGCAUUUGAAAAGAGCCAAACCAUUUCCCUAUAAAAUAGACAGUGGAAUUAUAAUAACAAUCGUAUAAGUUUAAAAGAAAACAAUAUUUUAGAUUACAGAUUGAUUAUUUCUUUCUACACAGAACUAAUUAUAUUUUUAUAACUGUGAUGCAAUAAUAUUCUUGUUGAUGUUUUUGAUGUAUGCUGUUUUUUAUUGAUUUAUAGAAAAUAUAAAACUAAAUUUUUUUAA